AUGGCAACUCAAGGCAUUCGCAUCGCCAUCGACCGCGGUGGCACCUUUACAGAUGCCUGGGCAGAGGUUCCUGGGCGAAGCGAACACAUCGUCUUCAAGAUCCUCUCAGUAUGCCCAGAUGAGUACGACGACGCUCCGACAGAAUGCAUCAGACAAAUCCUCGAGAUUGCCUUGGAGAAGUCCAUUCCCAAGGGAUCUCUAUUAGAUCUCGAGCCCAUCGAGUCCAUUCGCAUGGGAACAACAGUCGCCACAAAUGCUCUCUUGGAACGAAAGGGAGACAGAGUCGCUUUCCUCGCAACAAAGGGCUUCCGAGAUAUCCUUCUUAUUGGCAACCAGACCAGACCAGACCUAUUCGACCUUGCUGUCCGGAGAUUAGAGCAACUCUACGAGACAGUGGUCGAAAUUGAUGAGCGUGUAACGAUUGAGGGUGCCAGCGAAGCACCGGAAACUGCUCCAAUCGAUGUUGCGUCAGACCCAGCCCUUGUCAUGGGCCAGACCGGAGAAGUGGUGAGGAUCAUGAAGAAGCCAGAUCUCGCCGCUGUGCGGGCCGAUCUUGAGAAGCUCAAGGCCCAAGGUUUCAAGAACGUUGCCAUCGGUCUCAUGCACUCUUAUACCUACCCAGAACACGAACUCCAGGUCAAGAACCUGGCAGAAGAGAUGGGCUUCAAGGUCUCUGCUUCUUCUGUUCUGCAGUCUAUGGCCAAGUAUGUGCCUCGAAGUCAGUCUGCCGUUGCCGACGCCUAUCUUACACCUAUGACUAUGGCCUAUCUUGAUGGCUUCCGCAAGAACUUCAAGGGCCAGCUGGAGGAUGAGAGUGCGAAUAAGCUUCUCAUCUGCCAGUCUGAUGGUGGCCUGACGAGUUGGUCCAAGUUUACUGGUCUGAGGGGCGUCCUGAGUGGUCCUGCUGGAGGCGUUGUCGGUCUAUCGAGGACAUGCUACGAUGACGCCGAUGGCACGCCGGUGCUAGGCUUUGAUAUGGGCGGUACAAGCACAGAUGUUGCUCGAUACUCUGGCGCCCUCGAGCACAUCUUCGAGAGCACCAUUGCCGAAGUCACGAUCCAAACUCCCCAACUCGACAUCAACACUGUUGCUGCGGGUGGCGGUUCUAUCCUGGCUUGGGAGAACGGUCUCCUCAAGGUUGGCCCCAGCAGUGCUGGUGCCAACCCAGGACCUGCGUGCUACGGAAGAGGGGGUCCCUUGACCGUGACAGACGCCAACUUUCUCCUCGGCCGAAUCAUUCCCGACUUCUUCCCCCGAAGACUGGAUCUCGACAUUGUCAAGUCCAAGUUUGCCGCUCUCACAGACAUUGUCAACCGUGAGAAGGAUGGUGGUGAGCCCUUCACUCCAGAGACCCUGGCUCUUGGCUUCCUCGCCAUUGCGAAUGCCACCAUGACUCGACCUAUCCGAACCCUUAGUGAAGGCCGCGGCUAUGGAGCGGCCAGCCACAACCUUGGUUGCUUUGGCGGUGCUGGUGGACAACACGCCGUCUUUAUCGCCCGUGAUCUUGGCAUCAAGCGAGCCAUCAUUCCUUGCUACUCAAGUAUCUUGUCAGCGUACGGAAUGGCUCUGGCUGAUGUCGUGGUCGAGAACCAAGAGCCUGCAGCCAUCACCUUCUCUGAGGAGGUUGUGCCCGAGGUCAAGGCCAGACUUGAGUCACUUUCCUCUCAGGGAGCCAAGGGCUUGGAGUCCCAAGGGUUUGACGCCAAGUCUACCGAGCACGAAUACUUCCUCAACAUGAGAUACAAGGGAAGCGAUACAUCUCUCAUGAUCCCCGUUUCCUCCCGUGUGGAAGAUGCCGGCGACGCCUUCACUGCGAGACAUACGCAAGAGUUUGGCUUCUCCCAGUCCCGAGACAUCUUGAUCGAUGAUGUUCGUGUUCGAAGUGUGGGCAAAUCUCGUGUGCUCAACAUUUCGAGCCCAUUCGCAGAGCUUAAGAAGUACAACUCUGAUGGCUUGACUCCUGUGCCCACACCCAUCUUUUCACGGAAGAUCUUCUUCGAGAAGCAUGGCUGGACUCAAACAAGUGUUUAUGAGCUCAAGUCGAUCAGCCCCGGAGUUCAUAUCACUGGUCCUGCUAUGAUCAUCGAUAAGACACAGACCAUCGUUGUCGAUCACCUGAGCAAGGCUGUUGUCCUUCCUGAACACGUUGUCCUCGAGGUCGACAAGGCUGAGCAGCAAAGCGUCACCACUCAGACUGUCGACCCUGUACAGCUCAGUGUGUUUGGCCACCGUUUCAUGACGGUCGCGGAGCAAAUGGGACACACGAUGGAAAAGACUUCCAUUUCGGUCAAUAUCAAGGAACGACUGGAUUACUCCUGUGCCAUCUUCUCCGCGGACGGAGGCCUCGUUGCCAAUGCUCCUCACGUUCCCAGUCAUCUUGGAUCCAUGAGCACGGCCAUUGCCUACCAAGCACAGCGAUACAAGGCCGGUGAGCUGAAGCCAGGUGAUGUCAUCAUCAGCAACCAUCCCACAGCUGGCGGUACACAUCUGCCGGAUAUCACUACCAUCACUCCCGUCUUUGAUGAUGAGGAGAACCCUAAGGAGAUCAUCUUUUUUGUCGCCAACCGUGGUCACCAUGCUGAUAUCGGCGGUAUUGUUCCCGGCUCUAUGCCACCAAACUCGACAGAACUGUGGCAGGAGGGCGCUGCCAUCGAGUCGUUCAAGAUGAUUGACCAGGGCGUGUUUGACGAGGCCGGUCUCAUCAAGCGUCUGUACGAUGAGCCUGCUUCCUAUCCCGGCUGCAGUGGAACACGUACUCUGAACGAAAACAUUGCCGAUCUCAAGGCGGCUGUUGCUUCCAACCAAAAGGGUAUCGAGCUGAUUCGGGCUCUGAUCAAGGAGUUUACUUGGCCCGUUGUGCAGCUUUACAUGCAUGCCAUCCAGGACAAUGCUGCUCAGUCGGUCCGUGAUCUGCUUAAGCAGUUUGCCGUCAAGCAUGAGGGUGGUGUUCUUGAGGCGACCGAGUACAACGAUGACGGUAUUCCGUUCAAGCUCAAGGUUACCAUCGACAAGGACACUGGUGAGGCUGUUUUCGACUUCACUGGUACAGGCCCCGAGCACUCUGGUAACCUCAAUGCUCCCCCAACUUGCUCAUACUCUGUCAUCAUGUACUGCCUCCGAUCCAUGAUCUCUACGGAUAUCCCUCUCAACCAAGGCUGUCUCAAGCCGAUCAAGGUUGUCUGCCCCGAAAAUACCAUUCUGUCUCCCUCGCCAACUGCCGGUACUGUCGGCUGCACCACAGAGACAUCUCAGAAGGUGGCCGAUCUUGUCCUCCGCGCCUUCAACGCCGCAGCCGCCUCCCAAGGCACCAUGAACAACCUCAGCUUCGGCUGCGGCGGCACCGACCCCGUCACCGGGGAGGUCACCAAGGGCUUCGGCUACUACGAGACCAUCUGUGGUGGUGCUGGAGCUGGUCAGGGCUGGCAUGGUGCCAGUGCUGUUCACACACAUAUGACGAACACACGCAUCACAGAUCCAGAGAUUUUAGAGAAGCGAUAUCCCGUGAUUCUUCACGAGUUCUCGAUCCGUAAAGGAAGUGGUGGUGAUGGUCAAUGGCGUGGUGGCGAUGGAUGCAUUCGGGAGAUGGAGUUCCGUAUGCCCCUCCAGGUUUCCGUUCUCACAGACCGAAGAGUCACCGCACCAUACGGGCUUGAGGGCGGAGAGAAUGGCCAGCGAGGUCAGAACAUUUGGGUCCGCAAAGAUCCCGUUACUGGUGCGACGAGGCAGGUGUCGCUCGGACCGCGAAAGACGUCGCAUUUCGGGGUUGGGGAUCGCGUCAUUAUCAUGACCCCUGGAGGAGGUGGUUUCGGCCCUGUGCCGUCAAAGAAUGGGGUCAAGGCACCUCAAUCGUUGGGUACUGGUUUUGAGAUCAAGGAGCGAGACGCGAGGUCAUUAUUGACGAAUGGAUCUUUGGGAGUGAGACAUAGCAUUGCCACUGGAAAUUAG
Messenger RNA from Fusarium keratoplasticum, 3945 nucleotides. RefSeq lists its product as uncharacterized. The record is from RefSeq and is a predicted model, not a curated record. Lineage: Eukaryota; Fungi; Ascomycota; Sordariomycetes; Hypocreales; Nectriaceae. Gene Ontology annotation, biological process: glutathione metabolic process. Bases 1 to 3945 code for a protein of 1314 amino acids. Gene Ontology annotation, molecular function: 5-oxoprolinase (ATP-hydrolyzing) activity. The transcript is spliced from 3 exons. Gene Ontology annotation, cellular component: cytosol.